Molecule: messenger RNA, 786 nt
Organism: Anopheles merus
Lineage: Eukaryota; Metazoa; Arthropoda; Insecta; Diptera; Culicidae
Product: clumping factor A-like
Exons: 2
Coding region: 1-786 (261 amino acids)
Source: RefSeq, a predicted model, not a curated record
AUGUACUUGAAAACGCUUUAUACUCAUGGAAAUUAUGAAGCCGAUUCUGAUUUCAAAGGCGAUUCCGGAACUAAUUCCGAUUUCUGGGCCGAUUCUGGAACCGAUUCCGAUAUCGAAGCCAAUUAUGGAGCCGAUUCCGAAUCCGAUUCCAGAGACGAUUCCGAAUCCAAUUCCGGAGCUGAUUUCGAGUCCGAAGCCGAUUCCGGAGCCGCUUCCAAAUCUGGAUCCAACUCCGAUUCCGGAACCGAUUUCGAUUCUGCAGCCAAUUCUGGAGCCAAUUUCGAACCCAAUUCCAAGGAGACGAUUCCGAAUCCAAUUCCGAAGCCGAUUCCGGAGCCAGACUAUUCCGAAUCCGAUUCCGGUGCUGAUUUCGAUUCCGAAGCCGAUUCCGGAGCCGCUUCCAAAUCUGGAUCCAACUCCGAUUCCGGAACCGAUUCCGAUUCUGCAGCCAAUUCUCGAGCCAAUUUCGAACCCAAUUCCAAGGAGACGAUUCCGAAUCCAAUUCCGAAGCCGAUUCCGGAGCCGUUUCCGAAUCUGGAACCAAUUCCAAUUCUAGAACCGAUUCCGAUACCGAAGCCAAUUCUGGAGCCGAUUCCGAAGCUGAUUCCAGAGACUAUUCCGAAUCCGAUUCCGGUGCUGAUUUCGAUUCCGAAGCCGAUUCCGGAGCCGCUUCCAAAUCUGGAUCCAACUCCGAUUCCGGAACCGAUUCCGAUUCUGCAGCCAAUUCUGGAGCCAAUUUCGAAGCCAAUUCCAAGGAGACGAUUCCGAAUCCAAUUCCGGAGCUGA